GCCCGCCCGCUGGGGGGCCGGGCCGCCGCGCACGCCGCCCGCGCCCCGCGCCCUGCCCAGCCCGGGUCACCGGCGCUCGCGCCCGCCGCUUAGCACUCGGGCGCCGCUCGCUUCUCGGGGCAUCGCGGAAAUAUCGCCGCAGACGGACACAAUGGCGGCGACUGCCGCCACCACGGCCGCCACCGCCGGCACGGCCGUCCGCAGCAGCGGCAGCAGCAGCAGCAGCAGCAGCAGCGCCGGCACCGACGCCACGGGCACCAGCAGAUUGCCGCAGCCGCCCCAGCCCGCGGCCGCCGCGCCGGCCCAGCCGCGGCAGCCGCCGCCCGACCCCCCCAGGAAGCCACGCAUGGACCCUCGGCGCCGCCAGGCUGCCCUCUCCUUCCUCACCAAUAUCUCGUUAGACGGACGGCCGCCACUGCAAGAUGAGGAGUGGGCUGGCAGCGAGGAGAGCGGUGGGGUCAAGCCCGGAGCCGGCAGCGCCUGCGGCGCGAGGACUCGGUUCAGUCUGCUCGCCGCCGCCGAGCGGGGCGGCUGCAGCGCGCUUGCAGUGGCGGGCACGGCGGCGGCGUUGGCAGCUGGAUCCGGCCCCUACCUCCCGCCGCCGUCGCCGCUGCCGCCCCUGGUCCCUGGCGGCUACGCGACCGCGCUCGGCCCUGGGGCGUCCCGAGGGUUCGCGAGCUCCCUGGGCGCGGGCCGGGCGUCGGGAGAGCAACUGCAGCUGCCCCGGCCCGCGCUUCUCGCCGCCUGCGUUCAGCCGCAGCUGCCCAACGGGCCCGGGGGCGCCGGGCAGGAGGAGUUGGAGGAGGACGAUGCCUUUACCAGCGUGCAGGUGCCGGCGGCCGCCUUCUUGGGCUCCGGGACUCCCGGGAGUGGGAGCGGCAGUCGAGGCCGCCUCAACUCGUUCACUCAGGGAAUCCUGCCCAUCGCCUUCUCCAGGCAGACUUCGCAGAACUAUUGCUCUCUGGAGCAGCCGGGCCAGGGAGGCAGCACCAGCGCCUUUGAACAGCUGCAGAGGUCCCGACGUCGUCUCAUCUCCCAGAGAUCGUCCUUGGAGACCCUGGAAGACAUUGAGGAGAACGCCCCUCUACGGAGAUGUCGAACUCUCUCAGGUUCCCCCAGACCAAAGAACUUUAAGAAGAUUCAUUUUAUCAAGAACAUGCGGCAGCACGACACCAGGAAUGGCAGAAUAGUCCUUAUCAGUGGCAGAAGAUCCUUCUGUAGUAUAUUUUCAGUGCUGCCAUAUCGCGACAGUGCCCAAGUUGGGGAUGUGAAGUUGGAUGGAGGGAGACAAUCAGCGGGAGCCGUGAGCUUGAAAGACGUCGUUGGCCUGGAAGGCGUGGAGCUGGGUGCAGACGGGAAGACUGUUUCUUAUACCCAGUUUCUGUUACCCACAAAUGCCUUUGGAACACGAAGGAACACCUUAGACUCCACGUCCUCCUUCUCCCAGCUCCGUACCCUGAGCCACCGAAGCCUCUCCAUAGGACGGGCGAGUAGCACCCAGGGGAGCCUGGACACAGGUAGUGACCUGGGAGACUUCAUGGACUAUGACCCUAAUCUCCUGGAUGACCCCCAGUGGCCUUGCGGCAAGCACAAACGAGUUCUGAUCUUCCCUUCAUACAUGACCACAGUCAUUGACUAUGUGAAGCCCUCGGAUCUCAAGAAAGACAUGAACGAGACUUUCAAGGAGAAGUUUCCUCACAUUAAGUUAACACUCAGCAAAAUAAGGAGCCUGAAGCGAGAGAUGAGGAAGCUCGCCCAGGAGGACUGUGGCCUUGAGGAGCCCACGGUGGCCAUGGCCUUUGUCUACUUUGAGAAGCUCGCCCUCAAGGGAAAGCUAAACAAGCAGAACCGGAAGCUUUGUGCUGGGGCGUGCGUGCUCUUAGCGGCUAAAAUCGGAAGCGACCUCAAAAAACAUGAAGUCAAGCAUUUAAUUGACAAACUGGAAGAGAAGUUCCGGCUGAAUAGACGAGAACUGAUUGCCUUUGAAUUCCCGGUGUUGGUGGCCUUGGAAUUUGCCCUCCAUCUGCCAGAGCACGAAGUCAUGCCCCAUUACAGACGCCUGGUCCAGAGCUCCUAGCCCAGGCCUCCCGGGGGGGGCCAGGGAGGACGUCCUCUGAGCUCAGUGGGGCAGCACUGACUACUGGAAAUGCAGGAGUAGAACUCAACACAGCAAACAUUUUCCCUCUCGACCUGUUUUUGUGUAGAAGCAAGACUGGAAACUUUUCAGGGAGCCUUCAGUCUGGCCAGCCUUGCUGCGCCCUGAACUGUUCACUGCUCAGCAAAGAAGGGGAGACCCACGCAGAAGACGGCUCUCCCAUCUCACCACUCGCAAGAUUUCCUAGCUGGCACUGCCCAGGCUUCCUCGAGGCCACACACAGACCUUGCAGGCAUGGUCCAGGGACUUCUCUCCAGACCCAUUCCACCUUGGAGUGUGAAGGCCGAGAGCAGAGUGAAGAAGAGAAUGUGCAGAUGUUGGGGGAAGGCUUCUAAAAGAUACUUUAACUGCAUCAAAAGAGCGUGCCAAUCUAUUUUUUUUAUCCGCUGUCGAAAGUGCACUUUCCCCCUGGGGGCGGAUGAGCGAGGGUGAGCGUGUGUGUAUGUCUGAGAUGCCGCAUCAGCCCUCCACCUCCAGGGCCAGCCCCACCUGCUACAGAACUGACCUCAGCCAGGGGUCAGGAGCCACGCUGACUUUCAGCAAUUAUUCCAGACCAUCUCUGGGUAACAGUCACUCCAUACCAGAUCGACAUCGUCUGCCCUUAGAAAAUGACACGGUUUCUGUUACUGCGCCUGCCACCACUGGGAAGAAGAAGACAGCUCUCACUGUUGGAUGGACUGUGGGGAACGGCGUGGCGUGUGGCACUCUGUCCCUUUCCACUGUCUCGCCCUGUGCCUACAUUGAACCUGCACACUUCCCCCCUUGUGGAGAUGCUGGGGUUGGGCUCCGUGGUGUGCAUUCCUGUGCUCUAUGUUAGAGUGCAUCAUGGGCACAUUUAUUGUGCUAUAUAUAGACAUAUACAUAUAUAUAAAGCAUUUUAUAAAAUCCAGAAUAGGGGAUUUCCUAGCUGGCACUGCCCAGGCUUCCUCGAGGCCACACACAGACCUUGCAGGCAUGGUCCAGGGACUUCUCUCCAGACCCAUUCCACCUUGGAGUGUGAAGGCCGAGAGCAGAGUGAGGAAGAGAAUGUGCAGACGUUGGGGGAAGGCUUCUAAAAGAUACUUUAACUGCAUCAAAAGAGCGUGCCAAUCUAUUUUUUUAUCCGCUGUCGAAAGUGCACUUUCCCCCUGGGGGCGGAUGAGCGAGGGUGAGCCAGCUAGGAAAUCUUGCGAGUGGCGAGAUGGGAGUCCAUCAAAGAGGCAGCAACUCUUAUUGCCACGUCUCCAGGGCUGUUCAUGCAGUUUUAAUUCUAACUUGUACCGAUUUGCUGGGGUGACCCAAAAGGAGGCAACUUACCACGCUGUCACCUUGUAGCUGUGAGAGAGAGGUGCCCGCUGGGGUUCACCGGACUGACGGAAGCCUGUGGCCCUGUAAAAAGAAUUAAAAUAUUUUAGUGUUUCUAUA
Messenger RNA from Phacochoerus africanus (Common warthog), 3559 nucleotides. RefSeq names its product Cdk5 and Abl enzyme substrate 1 (gene CABLES1). The transcript is spliced from 10 exons. Gene Ontology annotation, cellular component: cytosol. NCBI's taxonomy places the organism in Eukaryota, Metazoa, Chordata, Mammalia, Artiodactyla, Suidae. The coding region runs from base 152 to 2077 and encodes 641 amino acids. The record is from RefSeq and is a predicted model, not a curated record. Gene Ontology annotation, biological process: regulation of cell cycle; nervous system development.